Molecule: messenger RNA, 619 nt
Organism: Indicator indicator
Lineage: Eukaryota; Metazoa; Chordata; Aves; Piciformes; Indicatoridae
Product: nucleoside diphosphate kinase
Exons: 5
Coding region: 53-514 (153 amino acids)
Biological process (GO): GTP biosynthetic process; CTP biosynthetic process; UTP biosynthetic process
Molecular function (GO): nucleoside diphosphate kinase activity
Source: RefSeq, a predicted model, not a curated record
UUUCUCUUCGGCGGCUGCGGUAGGGGUGGUAGCGGCGACUCCGGCGAGCGCGAUGGCUGCCAACUGCGAGCGCACCUUCAUCGCCAUCAAGCCCGACGGCGUGCAGCGGGGGCUGGUGGGGGACAUCAUCAAGCGCUUCGAGCAGAAGGGCUUCAGACUGGUGGCCAUGAAGUUCCUGCACGCCUCUGAAGACCUUCUCAAACAACACUACAUUGACCUCAAGGACCGACCAUUCUACCCUGGGCUGGUUAAAUACAUGAACUCUGGACCCGUUGUGGCCAUGGUAUGGGAAGGACUCAACGUAGUUAAAACUGGGAGAGUCAUGCUGGGGGAAACAAACCCUGCAGACUCCAAGCCUGGCACCAUCCGUGGUGACUUCUGCAUUCAAGUAGGAAGGAACAUCAUCCAUGGCAGCGACUCCGUGGAGAGUGCGCAGAAGGAGAUCAGCCUCUGGUUCAAGCCUGCAGAGCUGGUUGACUACAGGUCCUGUGCACACGACUGGAUCUAUGAGUGAAAGGAGCCUCCACAAGGAAUUGUGCCUUCUCCACACAUCUCGUUCCAGCUGCUGCCCUGGGAGCAGCCCUCCCCAGGGUCAUUUCAGCUCUGUUAAAUAAAUGGA